AUGUCCGAGCACACUCUGCCCCAGCUUCCUUACGCUUACAAUGCCCUUGAGCCCGCCAUCUCCGAGGAGAUCAUGACCGUCCACCACACAAAGCACCAUCAGCUUUACGUCACCAACCUUAACAACGCUAUCAAGGCUUACAACCAGGCCAUCUCCAGCAACGAUGUCCGCAAGCAGAUCGAGCUUCAGAGCGCCAUCAAGUUCAACGGUGGUGGUCACAUCAACCACUCGCUCUUCUGGAAGAACCUUGCCCCUUCCAAACAAGGCGGUGGACAGCUCCAGGAUGGUCCCCUCAAGCAGGCCAUUGAGCGUGACUUUGGCUCGCUCGACAACUUGAAGUCCAGCUUCAACGCCACUAUUGCCACCAUCCAGGGUUCUGGUUGGGGAUGGCUCGGAUUCAACCCCAAGAACUCGAAGCUUGAGGUUGUUACCACCAAGGACCAGGACCCUCUCAUCUCGCACCACCCCAUCAUCGGUGUCGACGCUUGGGAGCACGCCUUCUACCUUCAAUACAAGAACGUCAAGGCUGACUACUUCAAGAACAUCUGGUCCGUCAUCAACUUCAAAGAGGCAGAGGACCGCUUCAAGGCUGCUCAGACCGAUGCCAAGGCCCGUGUCUAA
This is a messenger RNA of Ustilago hordei, 621 nucleotides long. RefSeq names its product putative manganese superoxide dismutase precursor (sod-2). The transcript has a single exon. The record is from RefSeq and is a predicted model, not a curated record. Gene Ontology annotation, cellular component: mitochondrion. The coding region runs from base 1 to 621 and encodes 206 amino acids. Gene Ontology annotation, molecular function: superoxide dismutase activity; metal ion binding. Gene Ontology annotation, biological process: superoxide metabolic process. Lineage: Eukaryota; Fungi; Basidiomycota; Ustilaginomycetes; Ustilaginales; Ustilaginaceae.